AUGGGAAAAAAGCGGUCCUGCUUAUCACGUUUCUCAAUUGUCACCUGGGUUCUCUUUUCUUUUAAGGAAAAAGAGGUCUUCAUAACAACGUUGACAACUUGUGUUCUGAGAAUCACCAGCGGUCGGCCAGGUCACCUCAAACAACUCAACAAAGUGCUUGCGCUUUCGGAUCUGAUACACUUCUCCACUCCGCCACUCCCCUCUGCCAAAAUUCCGGGAUGGCUGAACAAAAGAAAAAGCAACCAGUUUUUACUAAGGUUGAGCAGCUCCGCCCAAUGGCAAAUGGGCUUAAUCUGACUGUAAAGGUUGUAAAUACAAAGUUGAUAGUUCAGAGGGGUGCUCAGGCGCGCCAAAUGCGGCUUGCUGAAUGCUUGGUUGGUGAUGAGACUGGAAUGAUUAUCUUCACUGCUCGGAAUGAUCAAGUUGAUUUGAUGAAGGAGGGUACCACCGUUAUCCUGAGAAAUGCAAAAAUCGACAUGUUCAAGGGAUCACUGAGGCUUGCGGUGGACAAGUGGGGAAGGGUUGAAGUCACUGAACCUGCCGAUUUUUCUGUUAAAGAAGACAAUAACAUCUCUCUGAUCGAGUUUGAGCUAGUGAAUGUUGUCGAAGAGUAAAUUCCAGCAUGGGAAAGGCUCUUGUGCAAUAGAAGAGCAAAAAUGGUAGUAGCAUAUAUACUACCAUGCUGCAUCAGUAUUAAGGAAAGUAUUGGUUGUAUCCAAGCAAGCUGUCUUCUUCAGCUGAGCAUGCUGCUCGAUGGAACUUGGGAAUAUUGGUAAUCCUGUAGUUAGCCUGUAAGAACUUGCUUUUAUGAGCUUCCUUUCUGGUAAGUAUUCGCUUGUGUUAUGACCAAUGUGUCAAAAUUUGGGUCUUGCUAACCUCUUACUAUAAAUUUAUUGCUUAGCCGUGUGCUUCCUUUCUUUUC
Coffea arabica (coffee) is the source of this 922-nucleotide messenger RNA. RefSeq lists its product as uncharacterized. NCBI's taxonomy places the organism in Eukaryota, Viridiplantae, Streptophyta, Magnoliopsida, Gentianales, Rubiaceae. The record is from RefSeq and is a predicted model, not a curated record.